This is a messenger RNA of Morus notabilis, 2232 nucleotides long. RefSeq lists its product as uncharacterized. The transcript is spliced from 9 exons. Gene Ontology annotation, cellular component: plasma membrane. The record is from RefSeq and is a predicted model, not a curated record. NCBI's taxonomy places the organism in Eukaryota, Viridiplantae, Streptophyta, Magnoliopsida, Rosales, Moraceae.
UAUCCACCUCUAGUAAAAGAAAACAAAAAAUGAAAUAAAAUAAAAUAAUAAUAAAAAUUAUAGCGACGAGCCAAAACCCAACCCAAAAGUUCACCGUCUUUCGUCUCGGAUUCCAACUACCACUGACCAACACCAACUGAGCCACCUCCGCUCCGAUUUAGGGUUCCCCCCAAAUCCCUUAUUCUCCACCCUCGAUUUCGAUCGCUUCUCUAAAUCAUGUUCUGCUUCUGCGAUUAUCAUUGAUCCCACACCUUCCAUUUUCCUAAUCAAUCCUUUCCAUUUCACGCUCCAGAUUCAUGUCUGAUGGCUUCCACUUCUUCAGGUCUGACAUUUGAAGGUGGCACAGGCUGGAGUACAUGGGUAUGAACUAUUUUCGGGCAUAUCAGGAGUUAUUGUGGGGCUUACUUAUGUAAAAUCUCGAUGGUACCAGAGGGAUAGUGGAGCUAUGGAUUGUUUUCAGGCUGUUAGUCAUUUCAGGAGUCUAUUGCACAAUUGGUUAUUAUUAUUUUUCAUCUGGUUAUCGAGUUUCCAGGAUGCAGUGGCAUUGCAGACACUGGUUGAGCAAACUCACUUUUCUUUCUUGUCACAGCCAGCUAAGCAACCUAUCAGUGGCUACUUCGAUCCAAUUGAAAUAUCACCAGCCGUUCUUCCACACAAUCCAUUUCCUCAUGAAUCCUUGCCUCCAAUGUACCCGACCUUUCCAACCAGAUAUGACCCUGUCUUGACCGGAAAAUGUCCUGUAAAUUUUUCUGCCAUAUCUAGCAUCAUGGACAAAACAGCAUCUGAUUGCUCCCAACCUUUGGCAGCGCUUGUAGGGAACGUGAUUUGUUGUCCCCAACUUAACAGUUUAGUCCAUAUCUUCCAAGGUUUCCAUAGCAUCACCUCCGGUAAGUUGGUAUUCCAAAAUUCAAGUGCUAAUGACUGCUUUAAAGAUAUUAUUAGUAUCUUGGAAAGCAGAGGUGCAAACGGUACUAUUCCCAUGCUUUGCUCCGUGAAAUCAUCAAAUCUCACUGGAGGAUCUUGCCCUGUAAAGGAUGUUGUUUCAUUUGAAAAGUUAGUUAAUACAAGCAAAUUGCUAGAGGCUUGCAGCAGUGUGGAUCGGUAAGUUGAGUGUUGCAGGCCAAUUUGUCAGCCUGCAGUUAUGGAAGCUGCACUUCAGAUAUCUGGAAAACAAAUGACAAUCAAUGAGAACAAAAAUGUAGCCGGAGAGUUUACACAUAUUGAUUCCCUUAAUGAUUGUAAAGGUGUGGUUUAUGCGUACCUUUCAAGCAAACUCUCAAUGGAUGAGGCAGAUGCCUCAUUUCGUAUUUUAUCUUCCUGCAAAGUUAACAAAGUCUGUCCCUUAGAUUUUAAGCAGCCAUCGGAAGUAAUUAAAGCAUGUCGCAAUGUUGCUGCGCCCAGUCCUUUGUGUUGUAGCUCAUUAAAUGCUUACAUUGCCGGAAUACAAAAGCAAAUGUUGAUUACAAAUAAGCAGGCUAUAAUCUGUGCAACAGUGUUUGGAUCCAUGUUACGCAAAGGAGGGGUCAUAACUAAUGUUUUCGAGCUUUGUGAUGUUGACUUGAAAGAUUUUAGCAUCCAAGCAUAUGGACAGCAAGGUUGUCUCCUUCGAAGCCUGCCUACAGAUGUGAUACUUGACAAUGUCACGGGCUUCAGCUUUACAUGCGACUUGAGUGACAAUAUUGCAGCACCAUGGCCUUCGUCAUCCUCAGUUUCAUCGAUUUCCCUUUGUGCGCCUGAGAUGUCAUUGCCUGCACUACCAACAUCGGAGACUUUUAAAAACACUGGAUGUGGUAGUGGUGGGCUGGAAUUGCUACUUCCCAUUUUUUCAUUUUUUAUUUUCAGUGCAUUUUUGUACUGAAAAGAUUUUAUUAGCUGAGGGGUUGUUGGGCUGUUUUAGUUGGGGCUUUUGGGAAUUGACGUUUUAGUGUGGAUUUUGCAUGUAUAUUUUGCUUAGCCUUAUCCUUGUAUAGUAGUUUUCCUCUCUUUCAUUUUUUUCCCCUUUCAUUUCUUGCCAUUCUACUCUACUCUACUCUCUCGUUGAAUAAUGCCAGUCAAAGUGACUAUGUUAAGAGAAAAAAACAAAAAAACAAAAAACAAAAAAAAAAAAGCAAACAAACAAACAAAGAAUCCUAUAAAGAAAACGAGACUGUUUAUUGUCAACACUCUUGUCGCAUAUUGUCAUCGAAGUAUGACUAUUUGUGAAGAACAAAGCGUAAAGAAUCCAAGAAAAAG